AUGAACAAAAUGAUACAAAUGAAUCAUCAAACAGAUAAUUUGACCGUCAUUCUCGAUGCUAAAGGUGUAAAUGAAGGCCUAACAGCUGCUUGUGUUGAUAUUCCACCAAUGAUCAAUGAAACGAUUGGUAUAAUAAAAAAUGGAGAUGAAGGGGAAAGAGCUUAUGUAACAACCGCUUGUUCUUAUUGUCAGAAACGACACAUAAGAUGCGACGACCAAAGGCCCUCAUGUCAAAACUGUCAAGAAAAGGGUCAUGACUGUGUUCGUAUUCAGCCGAAAGUUUCGCGUGGCCGUCCCCAAGGUAGGCUUAAUGGUCAGGGGAAAUCCAUCAAAAAAAUUACAAACAAUGGAGUUAAGAAAACUAGAAAACCUAGAAAAAAAUCAUUGAUCAAAUCUAAUGAUGUCAAAUUUAAUGAUAUCAUAAAAGGAUUACUCAAUAAUGAAGGUGUUGGUAUUGACGGAAAUAAUAAUAAUGAUCCAUCAACUUUGGGUUUUUAUAAUGGAUUGACACCCUCCUCAUCUUUUCAAAGUACAUUGUCAACACCUUCAUAUUCGUUCACAUCUUCGCAUGAUACUUACGACAUUAACAAUAACAAUACUGUCAUUGGAAGUAGCAACUUGACUGAUUCACCAAUUCAAGCUCCAUUUAGCUUUUUUGGCACCUCCGAUCGAUACAAUGCACACCAACUUCAAUUUCCAAUUCCACCUGAAAACAUUAGUGAUUUUGUGCUUGGUCCUAAUGUGUUAACUACAAAUUUUGAUCUUGAGAUAGUUAAUGAUAACUAUGGAGGUGAAAUGGAUCCAAUACAAUACCAUUAUCGGUUAGUGAACGGUUUGUUGGAUACAUUCAAUAGUUCUACACCAAUGAAUGAACAAUAUGUGAAUUACUUGAAAACAGAACCUAUUUUAAGUAUAAAUGGUGGUAAUUAUCAACUCGAUGCUCCUCCUACUGAUGUAUUUCAAGUCGUACAACCAUUUAUUGGAGAGCAGGCAACAACAGCAGCAGCAAUUCCAACUGUUCCAGAAGCUGCAACAAAAAUUACAGCAACUCCAACAACAGCAAACUUGUACUCAAUUGUUACAACAGACCAAUACAUAUCCAAUGAAUUCACCAUAUUGCCAAAACUAUGUAUUGAUAAUAAUAAUAAGAAUUGCAGUUUUAAUAAACCUCACGAAAAAAGAGGUCGCAAACCUGGUAGCAAAAACGAACCAAAGAUGAAUGAAACUGAAAACAGCAAUUCUAACAAUGUCAACGUUGUUGACAAUACUGUCAAUGAUACUUAUUGA
Entrophospora sp. SA101 is the source of this 1287-nucleotide messenger RNA. Lineage: Eukaryota; Fungi; Glomeromycota; Glomeromycetes; Entrophosporales; Entrophosporaceae. The record is from the annotation of a GenBank genome assembly.